Molecule: messenger RNA, 1038 nt
Organism: Gongylonema pulchrum
Lineage: Eukaryota; Metazoa; Nematoda; Chromadorea; Rhabditida; Gongylonematidae
Source: the annotation of a GenBank genome assembly
AUGCUGAGAAGUAUUGCACGGCAAUUAAUUGGAUGUUUGAAAAAUGAGCCGAUUUAUUCACUCGGAUCGCUUGAUGGACUGAUGACAGCUCAUCAGGCAUCGUUAAGUUUGGAAUUACUUAUUACUCCCUUUGAUUAUUUCUGUUUUUACCACAGUGCUUGUUCUUUCCGUGCAUUUUUUGCAUGCUUUCAGUUUCCACAAGGACCAGAAAUAGUUGCUGUAGCAGUGGCCGAAUCGUUCAAAUUACUUGAUCUGCUGGAUGAUGAACAUCUACUCAAUUUGUAUAAUUGUACACAUAUUGAUGAAGAAAUCGAUGACGGCCUUCAUUUUAUACCUAAAUCACAAUACAUUAUCGACAAGAAUGCGAUUAAAGAAUUUUUUGUAUUCGCGGAUGGUGUGGUCGUGUUUUGGGGGAUUAAUCACAUCGAGCGCAGUCAGAUCUUGGGUAUUCUGUCCGAAUAUACCGAAUUACCAUAUGCUGCCUCGCUGGUACUGGAAGAAACCGAUACAUUAUCGUUUCGCAUGGUCAAGGAAGGUGAAACACGAAUGAAGGGUGAACAACUGCUACUGAACUUUACAGACUAUCUAGAUGGCCAUUUUUCCUCUCUGGCAACCUUGGAGCGUUUCGCUUUCUCUCAUGGAAUGGCUGCUUCUGUGAAAGUUGCUAUUUGGGAAGCACAAUUGGACGAAUAUGCGGAGCCACUUGCGAAAGCAUCAAAAGGGCUUAGUGUUGGCAAAAUUCCAUUGAAAAGGAAGAAUGUUUUGAUGCAAACUGGCACACUUUUAACGCUUAGUAUUUUCAGAAUGCUAAAUGCGCAGCUAGAUUACUGUAGUGAGAUAUUGAAGGUGGUGAAUGAUAUGCAAACGCACAACCUUAAUGCUCGAUUGGAAUGGAUGAUUAUUUGGCUUAUAAUGGUGGAAGUAGUUUUCGCUGCAGUUGAACAUUUUGGCUUAAGUUUUGGUUCCCCGCGUAAAGUGUGCAUUGAUAAUUGUGAUGAAAUUGCAAAAGAAAUUAGUGAAAAUAUGCGAAAAAGUUGA